This is a messenger RNA of Labeo rohita (rohu), 1417 nucleotides long. RefSeq names its product adipose secreted signaling protein (gene adisspa). NCBI's taxonomy places the organism in Eukaryota, Metazoa, Chordata, Actinopteri, Cypriniformes, Cyprinidae. The record is from RefSeq and is a predicted model, not a curated record. The transcript has 6 exons. Bases 72 to 749 code for a protein of 225 amino acids.
AGACGUUAAGUAACCAUCAGUAACCAAUGGCUGCAGCUCUUUUCUUGUGACUGCGCGCAGCGUCAGACCUAAUGCACGCUGCGUUCGAAAGGACUGAUGGCACAGAGCUUCAGGCAACGCCACAAACCUGCGUCCACUGUAUUGUACAUGCAAGACAGGGGUCAUUCUCUCUGACUCAGUGUCUGUUAUUUAGAGAUGAUAAAUUGACGACAAUCAUCAUCCCUGGAUUUUCCUGGCCUUAUGUUGACAUGGCAACAGGAAGGAAAAGCUCCACUUCAAAAGGUGGAGUACGUUUCCCUGAUGAUGAUGAAGACGCUCCCAUUAACAAUAGCUGUGAUGAAAAGCUUCAGGAUAAAGUCAUCACUGCUCUACCAGAGCCUGAUGGUGCAUAUCUCGUUAAGGUGGGAUUUUUAAGGAGCCAUCACAAAUAUGAAAUCGUCUUUUCUUUGCCACAAGUCCCAACACUAGGGAAAGAUGUCUCCCUUUCCCCUGCACUACGCACUACUGCAAAACCACGGCUACGUGCAACACGCAUCACACCACGGCCUGAGGGGGGUGUGAGGGUGGUUUGUGAGUACAGCGCUCAGCAGGAGGGAGUGGUGCAAGAAGAACUCACCCUGGUCAACAGGAGCAGAAGGGACAGCAGCGUCCGAGUUAGAUUACAGGCCAGAGUCAUGGAUCGCCACCAUGGGACACCAAUGUUACUUGAUGGAGUGCGGUGUGUUGGUGAAGAAAAGCACACAAAAUAAUGACAGAGAAGAUGUGACUAAAUCGGUUUGGUUGUGUUUAUAAUGAGAAUAAACCAAAAUGAAUGAAUGCACACGUGAAUGUGAACAGCCCGUCUCACACCCAUCCACAACUGAAUUGUUUCUGCACUAAAGCAAAAUUAUAUUAUAGAGCUGGUGUUCUAGAGUCUACGUAUCACAGGUCUGCUACAGGCAUCACAAAUUCAACCUUAUUUUUAAACGGAAAUUUAAAGGUCAUGGGUUUUUAUUACAGGAGAAUUCAAUUUAAAAAGCAAUUGAAAAGCAAUACCAGUGCUUCUGGCCAAGGAUAACAUAUGUCACAAAUUCAGGAUGAGUAGUCAUUCAUUCACUAACAUUCAUUGUAUUGGGCUUCUCAUUAGCUACAAAAUGAAACACAAAAAAAAUUAUUUGGCUUAGCUGGUUAUUUUAUUAAAUUUAAAAUGUGUAUCAAGAACAUGCAACAUUUUAUUUAUUUUGCAAGUAUUACCUGAAUGCCUGAAAGUGGAAUGUAUGUAUAAUCGUGUGCAUAAUAUACAUUGUACAUGAUUAUAUAUAAUCAUAUUUCAUCCUUUAGCUUUGCAACAAUAAUCAAUCGUCAAUCCUCCCAACUGCUGUGAUACAUUUCUCAAAUACAAUGUGAUUUGUUAAUAAAAAUAGUAGGCUAUAUGAAA